Molecule: messenger RNA, 1055 nt
Organism: Mercurialis annua (annual mercury)
Lineage: Eukaryota; Viridiplantae; Streptophyta; Magnoliopsida; Malpighiales; Euphorbiaceae
Product: BAG family molecular chaperone regulator 3-like
Exons: 4
Coding region: 147-947 (266 amino acids)
Biological process (GO): protein stabilization
Cellular component (GO): cytoplasm
Molecular function (GO): protein-folding chaperone binding; adenyl-nucleotide exchange factor activity
Source: RefSeq, a predicted model, not a curated record
CCACAACUACACUUACCACUAGGAGCAACCCAAACAUUACACCUUGUAUGUGUCGGCAAGUCAGAACAAACAACCAUAAGAUAUUUUCCAUCACUUUCCCGAGAAAAUAUAUUAUAAACCAACUCUGUGUAUAUUCUACGUGAAAAAUGAUGAAACCUGGGCAUAGCAAUGUAUUAAUGUACGGUGCCAAGAGAAUGAGUAGUACCAGUAGCCGUACCAGUACUAGUACGUCGUCAUCUUCUAAUGAAGAAGAGUGGGAGAUGAGACCCGGUGGCAUGCUGGUUCAGAAACGUGACCAGAGCGUCGCCGCCGCUGCUCCGGCGACGAUUCUGCGGCUCCGAGUUGCUUAUGGUGCGCUAAGAUACCACAUUUCAGUCAAUUCUCUCGCAACUUUUGGGGAAUUGAAGAAGCUUCUGAUGGUAGAGACAGGGUUACAGCCUGAAGAACAGAGGGUAUUAUAUAGAGGAAAAGAGAGGGAAAAUGGAGAGUAUUUAGACAUUUGUGGAGUCAAAGAUCGAUCAAAAGUGACACUAGUUCAGGAUCCAGCAAGCAUCGAAAGACGAUACAUCGAAAUGCGUAAAAAUGCCCGGAUUCAAACCGCUCAUCGCGCCAUUUACGACAUAACCAUGGAGGUCGACAAGCUCGAUGAUCAGAUAUCUGCAAUUCAAAAGACGAUCUCAAACGGAACUAAGGUGCCGGAAGUUCAGAUUACGACGUUAAUCGAGAUGCUGAUGAGACAAGCGAUUAAGUUAGAUAACAUUUCUGCAGAAGGAGAUGCUUCUGCUCUCAAAAAUCUGCAGGGAAAGAGGGUGCAAAAGUGUGUGGAAACACUAGAUGUGCUGAAGAUAUCAAAUACAAAAGUAAAGGCUGAGGCUGUUGUUGUCACAGCUAAAUGGGAGAUUUUUGAAGCUCCUCUGGUCUCAACUCAAUGGGAGAUUUUUGAUUAAUUUUUUUUCCCCAACAGUUUUAAUUUUCUUAUUUUGCCCAAGAUUUCACAUGUAUAUCUAUUUAGCUCUAAUUAAACAUAUAUAAAGUGAGCUUUUCCACUUCUUUAA